This is a messenger RNA of Homarus americanus (American lobster), 1089 nucleotides long. Its product is annotated as basic salivary proline-rich protein 2-like. The record is from RefSeq and is a predicted model, not a curated record. NCBI's taxonomy places the organism in Eukaryota, Metazoa, Arthropoda, Malacostraca, Decapoda, Nephropidae. The coding region runs from base 1 to 1089 and encodes 362 amino acids. The transcript has 4 exons.
AUGUGCAGCACCCCCAGGGGCUCUCCCAGGGGUGUCGGAGCCCUCAGGGGCAGUGGCGGUCCAAGGGACACCCACAAAGGCGGCCACGCCCCUAGGGGCCCUCUCAAGAGCGACUGCACUUCCAGGGCCCUGCAAGAGACGGUGGCACCCCCAGAGGCCCUACCAAGGGCGGUGGCAUUCCCAAGAGGCUUCCCAGGUGAGGUGAUGACCCUAGGGCUCUCCUUAGGGGCAGCUGCCCCCGAAGGGCUGUCCCAUGAUUGUUGCAUCCUCAUGGACCCUACCAGGACCGGUUGCUCCCCAAAGGACCCUGCCAAGGGUGGAGGCGCCCCUAGUGGCACUCUCAGGGGAGUGCAAAAAGAACUGCCCCCAGGAGCAUUACAAGGACACUGCCCCCUGAGGCUCGUCAAUUUGCCCUACCAGGUGCAGCGCCCCCAGGGGCUCUCCCGGGGGUUUUGUAGCCCCCAGGGGCAGUGGCGGCCCAAGGGGCCCCCCAAAGGCGGUGACGCCCCUUGGAGCCCUCUCAAGAGCGACUGCGACCCCAGGGGCCGUGAAAGGGACGGUGGCACCCCCAGGGGCCCUACUAAGGGCGGUAGCAUUCUUAGGAGACUUCCCAGGGGCAGUGGCGGCCCAAGAGGCCCCUCAAAGGCGGCCAAGCCCCGAGGGGCCCUCUCAUUAGCGACUGCGCCCCCAGGGGCGCUGAAAGGAACGGUGGCACCCCCAGGGGCGCUGAAAGGGACGGUGGCACCCCCAGGGGCCCUACCAAGGGCGGUAGCGUUCUUAGGAGACUUCUCAGUGCAAAAAGAACUGCCCCCAGGAGCAUUACAAGGACACUGCCCCCUGAGGCUCGUCAAUUUGCCCUACCAGGUGCAGCGCCCCCAGGGGCUCUCCCGAGGGUUUUGUAGCCCCCAGGGGCAGUGGCGGCCCAAGGGGCCCCCCAAAGGCGGCGACGCCCCUUGGAGCCCUCUCAAGAGCGACUGCGACCCCAGGGGCCGUGAAAGGGACGGUGGCAUCCCCAGGGGCCCUACUAAGGGCGGUAGCAUUCUUAGGAGACUUCCCAGGUGUGGUGAUGCCCCCAGGGGCUCUCCUUAG